Molecule: messenger RNA, 810 nt
Organism: Papaver somniferum (opium poppy)
Lineage: Eukaryota; Viridiplantae; Streptophyta; Magnoliopsida; Ranunculales; Papaveraceae
Exons: 2
Coding region: 1-810 (269 amino acids)
Source: RefSeq, a predicted model, not a curated record
AUGGAGGCUUUCUCAAGACAAUUGCUUAUGGCUGAACGUAACAAGAAGAUUGAAGGUAUCAAAAUUGCACCUGGAGAUCCUUCUAUCUCCCAUUUACUAUUUGCAGAAUAUUGUUUACUAUUUGCAAAUGAUGACCUCUUCAAUGUCAACAAUUUGUUGGAAGUUAUUAAGGAGUUUGGAGAUGCAUCUGGGAAAAUGGUGAACUUCACCAAAUCUAGUGUAUUCUUUAGUGUUAAUGUUCCACCAAGAUUCUUUAAAAUCUUGUCUAGAAGAUUAAAAGUUCCUCACAUGAAUCCAGAAGAAAAAUAUUUGGGAAUGCCACUUCUGGUAGGGAAGAGCAAAAAGAAAUGUUUCACUCAUCUACUGGACAAAGUUAAAGGCAUACUGUCAACUUACAUGAGUUCAACUAUGGCACAGUGUAGUAAAUCUUUAAUGAUUAACACUAUUACAAACACCAUUCCAUCUUAUACUAUUAUUCCAAAGGAUACCAUUAAAGAAAUUACGGCUUCACAAAGGGAUUUCUGGUGGGGUUUUGAUGAGAAGAAAGGUACCUAUGUCACAUCCUGGAAGGAUCUAAACUUGCACAAGGACAUUGGUGGGCAAGGAUUUAGAGACCUAAAAAAUUUAAAUAAUGCAUUGUUAAUAAGAGCUACUUGGAGGAUAUGCACCAAUUCUGAUGCUGAAUGGGUGAAAUGCUCGUCUGCCAAAAUACUUCACAUAUACAAGUUUGCUUCAUGCCACAGUAAAGAAGGAUUGUUCAUGGGCAUCGAAGGGUAUUCAGAAAAAUAUGGAUUUUAUAAAAAAACAUAG